AUGAUUAACAACAUUGGCUUGACUAAACACAGGAGUAUUCAUACAGGGGAGAAGCCAUAUUCCUGUGAUAUCUGUUGUAAAUCAUUCUCCAAUGACAGUCACUUAACUCGACACAUACGUACUCAUACAGGAGAAAGACCUUAUCCCUGUAAUAUCUGUAGUAAAUCAUUUUCUGAUGACAGCAGCUUAACUAAACAUAAGCAUAUCCAUACAAGGGAGAAACCAUUUCCUUGUGAUAUCUGUGGUAAAUCUUUCCCUGAAAACAGUGGCUUAACCAAACACAAACGGAAGAAACCAUAUCAAUGUGAUUUAUGUGGUAAAUCUUUUACUGAAAAGAUUGGCUUAACUAAACACAAGCGUAUUCAUACAGGUGAGAAACCAUUUCAUUCUGAUAUCUCUGGUGAAUCAUUUUCUCAUAGCUUAGAUAUUCACAAACAAAUCCAUACAGGGGACAAAGAAUACCACUGUGAUAUCUGUGGCAAAUCAUUCAGUCAGGCAGUUUACUUAACCAGACACAAGCGUAUUCAUACAGAUAUUUGUGCUGAAUCAAUCUGUGAAAAUUAUCAAUUAUUAAAGCAUAACUGCAUUCAUACAGAAGACGAACUAUGA
This is a messenger RNA of Octopus sinensis (East Asian common octopus), 609 nucleotides long. Its product is annotated as zinc finger protein 681-like. Bases 1 to 609 code for a protein of 202 amino acids. NCBI's taxonomy places the organism in Eukaryota, Metazoa, Mollusca, Cephalopoda, Octopoda, Octopodidae. The transcript is spliced from 4 exons. The record is from RefSeq and is a predicted model, not a curated record.